CCUGCCUCAGUCAGCCUUGUUAAUGGAUAAACCACCACCUGCUGAGGUAACACUGAAACCAGCUGCAGCCCGGAAGGAGAGACAGACUUAAGUUCGACUUUCCGGAAUGAAAACAACCCUAUUCUAGGUUUCACACAGGCUGCAUGACCCGCACACACGUGUGGUCACCGGAACUCCCGUUUUUGACACAGAAACCCCACGAAGCGACACCGAGGGUCGAGCUGACAUGAAUGUUUUUCAACCACAAGCCAAACUUCCCUUCUGACCGCGGAGAGAGGCGGACAUCCAGCAGGGGACUUCCAGCGGCUUAAUACCUGGAGAUGGACCGGUACAGGUACUUCAUUUUCAACCAGAAGAGCGUGCUCGUCCUCGGCGUCCUGCAGGUGGCUUGUGCGGGUCUUUGUGUGGUGUGCGGGUUCAUGGACGCUGUUUUCCGCAGGGAUACCCCGCUGAGUACCACCAGGACACCGGUAUGGGGAGCACUGAUCAUGGCCUCUCCAGGUGUUCUGGCCCUGUAUGCCUCCCAAAGGAAAAACUCAGUGCUGGUGAGUGUGAUGGUGGUAGCAGCAGGACUCUCCUGCGUGGCUGCAGUGUUUGUAUCAUGUUACUCCUGUGUGACCCUCACCUACGGAGAGGAGGAUGAAGAGGUCUUCCACCACCACGACAGUCCUCAAGUGACGUUUGUGCUUCAUCGGAUGGUGAAAGGGGCCAACGCCACCAUACUGCUGACCUGCACCAUCAGCCUGGCUCUCUCCUCUCUCAUUGCCUAUUUGGGCUGCCGUAGUCUUCCCUGCUGUGGCUGCUAUGAUGCCAGGACUGGAUUGGAGACACUGGUUCCUCAGUGUGACCAUGGGGACACUGAGAUGGUUUGUACUUGGCAAGCAACUGGCGAUGACAGGCUCUUCAACUCUCCAGCUCAGUCCACUGACCAGGGCACCACUGAGGAAGAGGGUCCCGCCAAACGGCCUCCGUACGUCAGACUGGCCUGACACAUUAGAGACUGGUCCUACACAUCCCUGUUUCCUCCACUCCAGACAGGAGGGGGAUCUCAAGACACAACCAAUUUAAACAAUGCCGAAGUUGUAUGUGUGACAUGUCAAGACUGAAAUUCCCAAUAUGCUGUGUGAAAGUGACUUGUUUUAUCUAUAGAUUCUAUGAUUUUAUGUGUAUUUGAUAAAUAAAACCUGCCUGAUGUUUCAAGCUA
Molecule: messenger RNA, 1204 nt
Organism: Micropterus dolomieu (smallmouth bass)
Lineage: Eukaryota; Metazoa; Chordata; Actinopteri; Centrarchiformes; Centrarchidae
Exons: 6
Coding region: 321-989 (222 amino acids)
Cellular component (GO): membrane
Source: RefSeq, a predicted model, not a curated record